GAUGUUAGCAGAGUCUCUUUGUUGUGUAGAGAAAGUGUGUGUGAGCUCCAACAGUUCUGAUCCAUCAGAGCCUCUGUGUUGUGGUAAAAUGUGUAAAGUCCAGAUGCUGAGAGCGUUGGUGAAGCAGCGACUAACUGCGGCUGCUGAAGAGAUAUGUGGGCUGUUUGAAAGAACGAUAGCAGAGUACGAGGAGGAACUCUCUCGAUCAAAAGAGGAGAACGAGCGACAACAGAAACUACUGGACGCUGUUUUACACCCUCAGCUUCAGUUACACAGAGCAGUGUUUCCUGCAGACGUCCAGCAGCUGUUGGUGAGUCAAGAAGAGGUUCCCCCUGAGCAGCAGGAGUGGAGCUCCAGUCUGGACCAGGAGGACCCAGAGCCCCCACACAUUAAAGAGGAACAGGAGGAACUCUGGACCAGUCAGGAGGGAGAGCAGCUUCAAGGGCUGGAGGAGCCUGAUAUCAUCAGGUUCACAUUCACUCCUGUCCCUGUGAAGAGUGAAGAUGAUGAAGAGAAACCUCAGUCCUCACAGCUUCAUCAAAGACAAACUGAACAGAUGGAAACAUUAGCUGAUGGAGAGGACUGUGGAGGACCAGAACCAGCCAGGAACUCAGAUCCAGACGUCCAGCAGCUGUUGGUGGUUAAAGAAGAGGUUCCCCCUGAGCAGCAGGAGCGGAGCUCCAGUCUGGACCAGGAAGACCCAGAGCCUCCACACAUUAAAGAGGAACAGGAGGAACUCUGGACCAGUCAGGAGGGAGAGCAGCUUCGAGGGCUGGAGGAGGCUGAUAUCACCAAGUUCACAUUCACUCCUGUCCCUGUGAAGAGUGAAGAUGAUGAAGAGGGAUCUCAGUCCUCACAGCUUCAUCAAAGACAAACUGAACAGAUGGAAACAGAAGCUGAUGAAGAGGACUGUGGAGGACCAGAACCAGCCAGGAACUCCGAUCUAGAUAGACAUUCAGGACCAGAUGCUGAUGACAAGACUGGAAACUCUUCUGAAUCUGAGACUGAUGACAGUGAUGAUUGGAAGGAGACCAGAGAACCUCAGUCAGAUUUAAACUCUCUGAAUAAUGAUGUAGUUCCUGUCAGUGAUUCCAGAUGUAGUGCUGGGGAGAAACCAUUUAGCUGCUCUGAGUGUGAGAAAGGAUUUAACCAAAAGGCGAAUCUGAAGAGACACAUGAGAAUUCAUACAGGAGAGAAACCUUUCAGCUGCUCAGUUUGUAAGAAAUCUUUUAUACAGAGUGGAUGUUUACAGAAACACAUGAGAAUCCACACAGGAGAGACACCUUUCAGUUGCUCAGUUUGUGGUAAAGCUUUCAUGCAAAGGGAUCCUCUGAAGACACACAUGAGAUCUCACAUAGGAGAGGAACCUUUCAGUUGCUCAGUUUGUGGUAAAGCUUUCAUGCAAAGUAAUCAUCUGAAGACACACAUGAGAUCUCACACAGGAGAGAAACUUUUCAGCUGCUCAGUCUGUGAUAAAGCUUUCAUUGAUUGGGAUUAUCUGAAGAGACACAUGAGAUCUCAUACAGGAAAGAAACCUUGCAGUUGCUCAGUUUGUGAUAAAGCUUUCAAUUAUAGUGGAGAUCUGAAGAGACACAUGAGAAUCCAUACAGGAGAGAAACCUUUCAGUUGCUCGGUUUGUGAUAAAGCUUUCACUGAGAGUGGACAUAUGAAGAGACACAUGAGAAUCCACACAGGAGAGAAACCUUUCUGUUGCUUGGUUUGUGAUAAAGCUUUCAUUGAUAGUGGACAUCUGAAGAGACACAUGAGAACUCACACAGGAGAGAAACCUUUCAGCUGCUCAGUUUGUAAGAAACCUUUUACACAACGUGAAACUUUACAGAAACACAUGAGAACUCAUACAGGAGAGAAACCUUUCAGAGCCUCCAGCCAGCUGCUCAACUGAACAGAUGGGAACAGAAGCUGAUGGAGAGGACUGUGGAGGACCAGAACCAGCCAUGAACUCCAGAUAGAUAUUUACAACCUGAUACUGAUGACAAAACUGGAGACUCUUCUUAACCUGAGACUGAUGACGGUGAUGAUUGGAAGGAGACCAGAGAACCUCAGUCAGGUUUAAACUCUGAAUGAAGUCCCAGUACGUCGUAUGACAGUUAUUACUGGCCAAAAAUAGCCACGCUGCUCUGAAUAUAGGGAUGGGUAUCAUUUCGAUUUUAAUAGUACUACUAAUCUUACCGAUAUUUCUUAUCAAUCCAGAACUUUAACGAUACUUUAAUCGGUUCUUUUUGUUAUUUUUUAAGAGAAAAAUCGAAACAAAUUAAGAACAGAAUUAACAUUGCUUUAUUUUCUUAAAUGUACUGAAUAUAAAUAAACAUUGUUGAGUAUCAACUGCAACAGCAGAAGUGGCCACCAGAUGCUCGCCGACGAGCUCCCCUCCCAGGUCCGGCUCCAGGAGGGGUCCCCGGUCUCCUUUGUCCGGGCGAGGUUGCUACAGUCCGUUUCAUCCGUUUCAUUGAGGUCUGUGAAUUGCUCUUGGUCUGGCCCCUCUCCUGAGACCAUUUUGCCUUGGGAGACCCAACAAGAGCUAUUGCCCCCGACAACACAGCUUCCAGGAUCAUUAGGGCACACAAACCCCUCCACCACGGAAUGGUGGCGAUUCAAAAAAUAUUGGAGGGGAAUUUAUACAAAAACAGGAAAUGCAAAAUUAACAAUUUAUUGCAAAGGAGAAUACAGUGUAAAUGUUUGAUCGGAGCAUUUCAAUAUUUUAUGUUUUGCUACUUGUUUAUUUGACUUGUUUGCUGUAGUUUGUUUAUCUGCUGAUGAGUUGAUGUUUUUACAGAUUGAUCUGAUUUGAUAUGAUAAUGUGAUGUACUUUUAUAGGCUUUACAUAUUCUGUAUAUUGAUCUGUUUGGAGCAUAUUUACAACAUAGAAAAGUGGAUAUCCUCCCCUACACUGCCCCUUUUUCUUUUCUCACUACUAUAUAUUCAUGAAUGUUUAUUGAAAUGUGGUGAGAUACAAGGAGCACUCUAUGUACAGAUGUCCACAGGUGGCAGUGCUCUUGUACAACGUUAAACUGUCUAAUAAAAACAUGAACAUUAACUUUAAUUUGGCAGCAACAAAAACAGAUGAAAUAUUAGAUUUACACUCAGAGAUCAAAACUUCUAUCUUCUGUCUGAAACUUAAAGGAAAGGGAAACAACCUACCAUCAUCUUUUGAAUGUGGUUCAUUGUUUUCUCAGAGCUCUGAAAAUAUAAUAAAAUAUUAGUCUUUCUUCAAACUGAGUUGGUUGAAUCUGUAAAAAGCAGCGAGUGUUUCCCAAAUUGAAAGGACUUAAUAAAGGCAACACAAGAAGUGAAA
Molecule: messenger RNA, 3313 nt
Organism: Sebastes umbrosus (honeycomb rockfish)
Lineage: Eukaryota; Metazoa; Chordata; Actinopteri; Perciformes; Sebastidae
Product: gastrula zinc finger protein XlCGF57.1-like
Exons: 4
Coding region: 2-1903 (633 amino acids)
Biological process (GO): regulation of immune system process; negative regulation of transcription by RNA polymerase II; regulation of cytokine production
Molecular function (GO): DNA-binding transcription factor activity, RNA polymerase II-specific; RNA polymerase II cis-regulatory region sequence-specific DNA binding
Source: RefSeq, a predicted model, not a curated record